Suillus bovinus is the source of this 975-nucleotide messenger RNA. RefSeq names its product glycoside hydrolase family 16 protein. The transcript is spliced from 13 exons. The coding region runs from base 1 to 975 and encodes 324 amino acids. NCBI's taxonomy places the organism in Eukaryota, Fungi, Basidiomycota, Agaricomycetes, Boletales, Suillaceae. Gene Ontology annotation, molecular function: hydrolase activity, hydrolyzing O-glycosyl compounds. The record is from RefSeq and is a predicted model, not a curated record. Gene Ontology annotation, biological process: glucan catabolic process.
AUGAAGCUUAACACCGUUAAUGCCAGUUUCAUUCUUGCUUCGCUUGCUGCACUGACCUUGGCAGGUGCAGUCUAUACUCUCGAUGACAGUAUCGUUGGCGAAGGCUUCUAUAGCUCUUUCAAUUUCGAGGCUAUCGCCGACCCGACUAAUGGGCGUGUGAUAUAUGUUGACCAGCAAACGGCUCAGAUGCUCAACUUGACUUAUGCCACGAGCAACACCUUCAUUAUGCGCGCAGAUGACACUACAGUCUUGACCUCCAGCGGGCCAGGCCGGAAUUCCGUCAGGAUUCGAUCUAAUCGCCAGUACAAGCAACACUGUUGUCGUCAUAUGCCUGAGGGAUGCGGAACAUGGCCUGCUGUCUGGGAAACCAACGAAGCUGACUGGCCUGCUGGUGGUGAAGUUGAUAUUGUCGAAGGCGUAAACAAUGUGGAGCCUAACCAGUCGACACUCCACACUAGCCCUAACUGCUCUAUGCCAGCUUCCACUGACCAAUUAGGCACGACAGUUUCAACCAAUUGUGACACUACGGUCGAUGGAAAUUUGGGUUGUGGUGUACACUUCACAGAAGACUACGGCAGUUUUGGACCAGCAUUCAACAGUAUUGAUGGAGGAUGGUAUGCUAUGGAGCGCACAAAUAGCCAUAUCAAGGUUUGGUUCUGGGAGAGAGACGACAAAUCUGCUCCCUUCGACGCUACCAGCGGUGCAUGGCUCAUCGACACCAACUUCUGGGGAACUCCUGCCGCUUACUUUCCUAACACCUACUGUGACCUCGCGUCUCAUUUUGAUGCCAACAACAUUAUCAUUAACUUGACGUUCUGCGAGCUAAUGCAGUGCGCAGGCGGCGACUGGGCAGGUAGCUCAGCCGUCUAUGCUGCUUCUGGAUGUCCGUCGGACUGCGUGAGUUACGUUGACAACAAUCCUACCGCUUUCACAAACGCCUACUUUCAAUUCUCGUCCAUCAAUGUCUACACGUAG